GCCCGCAAAGGGGCCCAGGGGGAGCGGGACCGCAGGUGCGGUCGGGAUGAAGCACGGCCGAGCAAUGCUGUGCGGUCCGUCGUGGCGCGGAGAACAGGAGCGUCCGCUUCCUGUCCUUCCUCUUCUCCGAGAGUGCGCCGCUUUGCAUCGCGUCUCGCCGCUUCCGAAAGUGCUACGUACGGGACGAUCGCGUGGGACGACGAGCGCUCUCUCUUUCUCUCUCUCUCUUUUCCUCUCUUUUCUGAACUCCGAAAUUUUUUCGGGCAAGUUAUCGAAACGUGUGUGCUUCUGGUCGGUGUUGGUCGAAACAGGUCUCUCUUUCGCAACGUGAAACGCAGUUGGACGGUGUACUCCUUGUCUCGAAGUAUAAAGAACGUGAUAUGCGUGAAGAUCUUCUUGGCUGAUAACUCCCGAGUGUCACACUCAGUCGAAUGCUCAUAAAUGUAAGCCCGAAAUCACUCCCAUAAGAUCGUCUGAACGUCAUCGUCAACAGUCACGAUGAGAACCAUCCUUCUUUGUUCGAUAUUCUUACUCAUAUCCGUGUCUAUCGCCGGAUCGAUCAACGAUUGCAACGAUCCGAAUUUUCACUCUCUGGAGACAUCGGAAUCGUCCAGGAUUGAAUGCGGCCCGGCUUUUAAAAAUCGCUGUCACUGUCUGAGAACGUGCUACGACGGCCAUCAUCAGUACGUCGUGAAUUGCACGAAUGCAGGCUUCCAUGAUACGUCCCCCCUGGCGCAUCUUCCCAACGACACGCAAGUGCUCAUCUUUACGGGAAACGAGCUGCAGGAACUGCCGUGGAACGUGUUCGGCACUCUGGAUAGCCUGCCGUAUCUGAGGGUGAUCGACAUGUCGAACAACAAGAUACGCGAGAUCCGCGGCAAGGCCUAUCAUCACGUGCAACACGUUGAGCGUCUCAUACUCGACUUCAACGAGCUCUCCUUGGACCCCGCGAGGAGCCAUCCGAGAGUGUUCUCCAAUUUCGUCUCCCUUCUGGAGCUGCAUCUGACCGACGCUUUCGAGGACGGUCCACCGAGGAAUCUGGCGUCGACGCUUCACGAUAUCUUCGUCAACAGUAAUCUCACGAAAUUGUUAAAACUUCACGUGGAACAAAACGAGAUCUCAGAAUUUCGAGAUGUCAACGUAUUCUGCGAUCUACCGAAUCUCCUGGAUCUCUAUCUUGGCGAUAACGCCCUGAGCGCGCUCCACUUCAAUCUAUCGUGUUUACACAAUCUGCGCUUCUUGGAUCUUCGACGAAACAAAUUCACGAGGAUUCUCGAACGCGAUCUCCAUACCAUGGACAAUCUCGCUAAGCACGAUCGAUCUGUGACCGUGGAUUUUUCCGGUAAUCCUUUCGAGUGUUCCUGCAAGCUCAAUCCGUUCAUCAAGUGGAUAAAAAAGACGAGGGUGUUCGUUCGAAACAAGGCUAGCUUACAGUGCUACGAAGGAAAUGCAAGGCACGACUUUCACGAAACGAAAAAUUGCACACCGAGAUUGCUAAUUACCACCCGACGAGGAACAACGGUGCUACUUUGCUUCCUCUCGAUGGUGCUGAUCGCUCUAGUAUGCGCUCUGGUCUAUCUACAACGGACGAAACUGCAGAAGAAGAUCGAGCCGGUGCUCGAUUCAGUCAGCAAGAGAGUGCGAUAUACCUCGAUAGCGAACGGCGACGUUCGCGAAGAUGUAUGAAGAGAAAACUUGUACUUGAAAUAAAACAUUUUUAUUUCGUUAAGAGACGAGUUUGCGAACUCGUUCGUCCGUCCAAUCUCAAGAUUAAAUGGACGAGUUAAAGAUCGCAAGGUGCUUUACGUGUAAAAAUCUUUGUACAAUGUUUUCGGUCGUAACGGUAUCACGUCAUUUUACGCUAAAUUAAGCAAUUCGUGUGUCGCGGUGUACCGUUCGACGUUAUGCGCGUUCGCAGCUGUGCGUGAAAUUGGGUGUAUUUUUAGAUAUUAUAUAAAGUCACCGGUGCGACAUUAUAAAAAAAUUGUAAUUAAUAACAUGGCAUUUUACUUAAUUUUGUGAUGUAAUCUGUUUAUAAAUAAAUAUUAUUUAUUACGA
Cataglyphis hispanica is the source of this 2058-nucleotide messenger RNA. Its product is annotated as slit homolog 1 protein. Gene Ontology annotation, cellular component: membrane. Gene Ontology annotation, molecular function: protein binding. The transcript has 5 exons. The coding region runs from base 499 to 1686 and encodes 395 amino acids. The record is from RefSeq and is a predicted model, not a curated record. NCBI's taxonomy places the organism in Eukaryota, Metazoa, Arthropoda, Insecta, Hymenoptera, Formicidae.